UGUAAACAAAUGUGUGUUACACACUCAAUUUCUUUUGUAAAAGUAUAACGCGAGUAUCUGAGACAUUCGGGUUGGUAAGGGACGAGAGUGACAACUUCACGGUAAAACUCAAGCAGUAACGAAACAUUUUUAGUCCUCGAAUUAACUUAAUAUCGCCAGUAAUUGUACUGUUAGACUUUGUACUACGUGUGUAGGUCUAAAUAUCACAUAUUUCGUCUUUUUAAACAGCCGAUUACAGUGGAUGUAUGAAACAUAUUUUCAAGGGAAAGAAAAUCCGCCAUACCUGCUAUCACUGCAGACGGAAGAGGAAGGACCGGUGCAGGGUGAAAGUUCAAAAUCUGCCUGGACCGGAAAUCAAAAGGGGUCGAAAACAUGUCGAAACUUUCUGAAAUAAAUCUUACGGAUAGGUGUCGACCAGAGAGUCUGUGGUCCGCUUUUGAUGUAUGGAUCAAGAAACCUCAUGUUGUUAAUAAGAGACUAUGUGGAGUGACAGAGUCAGAGUACAGGGACGUGGACACUGCUGGACUCAAGGAGUUUUUAUCUUCUGUUCUCGGGACAAGUUUUCUGACUAAUGAUAUUUGUCACUUUCUUCACGUUGAUUUUGUGGAUGAGGGACAUGAAACUGCAGGACGCUGGAGUGUUUGCCUUAGAACCAUUAUUCCCAAAGUAAACAAAACAGUGGAGUGUCUGUACAAAGACAUUACUAUUAAAGAUAUUGUUGGACAAGCAGUGACAUUUAUCCCUUUUGAAGAAAAUGAUGUGGGAAAAGUUUCUAUCAGAAGCAGCAACAUUUAUCAAAUCCAGAUGCAAUUGAAGACUGAAGAUUGGAUAUUGUCUCUUCAUGCUUUGAGACCUGAGCAGUGGUACAGUGAUGGAGUGGCUUACGCCAAAAUUUCCUGGCUCUGUACAGAACUCCUUCCUAAACUAUCACGCUGGGCUCUGGAGAGCAAGACCAGUGAAUUUAAAAGCACCUUGUCCCUCAUACCUGUAGAGAAAUAUAGCAUUCUCUACCAGCAACUGAAAGAAAAGUACAAAGCAUUGGUCAAGGUUUGGCCUGAAGUUACUGAUCCUGAGAAGUUUGUAUAUGAGGAUGUUGCUAUCGCAACAUAUUUGUUGGUCUUGUGGGGUGAGGAGCGCAUUGAAAAGGGAACAACAACAAAACAGUCCUUUGUGGAUCUCGGCUGUGGAAAUGGCCUGCUGGUUCACAUAUUAAACAACGAAGGGCAUCCUGGAAAGGGCAUUGACAUUCGCAGGAGGAAAAUCUGGGACAUGUACGGGCCUGAUACACAUCUGGAGGAAAAUGCCAUCAUGCCCAGCAACGGCUUCCUCUUCCCCACCACAGACUGGCUGAUUGGAAACCACUCAGAUGAGCUUACACCAUGGAUCCCUGUUAUUGCAGCCAGAUCUUCAUACUCGUGCCGCUACUUUGUACUUCCAUGCUGCUUCUUUGACUUCUGUGGGAAGUACCAGCGCAGGCAGUGUAAGAAGUCCCAGUAUAAGGAGUACAUUGACUUCAUUACUGAUGUCAGCACAGCAUGCGGCUUUAACACAGAGGAGGAUUGCCUGAGGAUCCCUUCCACCAAACGGGUAUGUUUAAUUGGCAAAGGCAGGAGGUAUACAGAGGAAGAAGAGGCUCUGAUAGAGGAACAGAGGAACGAUUAUAUCAGGGGUCGUCAGGCCUUAUUCACAAGCUCGGGGGGCGCCACGAGUGCCAGUCAGGGCGACCAAGAUGGACCUAACUCCCUUGAGAAUAGUCAGGAUAUCUCAACUCCUGAAAGUGACUGGGGAAAUGGCUUUCAACCAAGAGAAAAGAUAGAGACCAUCAGGAAUUGCGCAACCCUUCCGAGAGAUUUUGUGGACGGCGUGGUUCUGAAGGUGGCAAAGUCCUUGCUAAGUCUGACCGAGAGGAACACAGAGAGAAGCGAAAGCGGUGACGUGUGGAACACAGGAGGAAGUUUGUUAAUAAGUGAAGUUGCUUAUCUUCUGGAUCAGUCCACUCUGCAGACACUGAAGAAAGAGUGUGGAGGUCUCCAGACCCUGCUGAAAAACAACCACCAGGUGUUUAGAGUGGAGGGUGGGAAGGUGCUUAUUCGGGAUUGGAGAACACAUACAACAGCGCAGGGUCCUAGAGCAAGCUCCAAGCGCAAACCCCCUCCCUCUGGUGCCCUGAAGACCCGACUGUGCUGGUUUCAUACCCACCAUCCACAUGGUUGCCCUCUACCCAGUGAGGUCUGUGCCUUUGCUCAUGGAGAGACUGAGUUAAGACCCUCCACUAAACCUCCAAAGAUGAUUCGAAAAUGAACAGGAGACUGAAAGUUUUUUUUUUUUAAGGUGGCUGUACUACUGACUAUUUGGAGAAAGAAGAAAAGUACCAAAUAUUUUAGUUACGCCAUUGAUAUUCAUUAAGUGUUCAUGGUGGACAUUUUAGGAAUUUUUUUAUAGGAAUGGAAAUGAAGUUAUCAGCAAAACUGUAUCUCUGUUUUAUGAGAAACGCCUAAAGCCAAAAUUUUUGUCAAAUAAAUCUCAAAACUAUAUAA
Molecule: messenger RNA, 2537 nt
Organism: Misgurnus anguillicaudatus (oriental weatherfish)
Lineage: Eukaryota; Metazoa; Chordata; Actinopteri; Cypriniformes; Cobitidae
Gene: trmt44
Product: tRNA methyltransferase 44 homolog
Biological process (GO): tRNA methylation
Molecular function (GO): tRNA (uridine) methyltransferase activity; metal ion binding
Source: RefSeq, a predicted model, not a curated record